Oryza sativa Japonica Group (Japanese rice) is the source of this 1474-nucleotide messenger RNA. RefSeq names its product DNA-(apurinic or apyrimidinic site) endonuclease, chloroplastic. The record is from RefSeq and is a predicted model, not a curated record. NCBI's taxonomy places the organism in Eukaryota, Viridiplantae, Streptophyta, Magnoliopsida, Poales, Poaceae. Gene Ontology annotation, molecular function: DNA-(apurinic or apyrimidinic site) endonuclease activity; DNA binding; double-stranded DNA 3'-5' DNA exonuclease activity. Gene Ontology annotation, biological process: base-excision repair. Gene Ontology annotation, cellular component: nucleus.
CUUCCAUCUGUUUCUUCUUGUGUGGCACGUAAGAGGCAGAACUCCGCGAGAGAUUUUCGCUUUCCUCCCGAUCACCCCGACGCAUUCUGCUUUCGUCUCCAGAGGUUCGUCUUCUUCUCCUUCCCCCAGCUUUGCGCCUUCGCGCAGCCGCGUAAUCUCGUCUGCCCUCGCUGCUGGAUGUCGGCGAUCCGCGCCUCUUCUCACCGGCUGCAGACAAGAACUGUGGCAUUAACAAGGACAAAGAUGUCAAGCAUGGCAGGCUUGGGAGCUUCUCAGCAUGGAUAUCCUCCCCGAAGUCAUGAGCCCUGGACUAAACUUGUACACAGAGAGAGAUUACCCGAGUGGUUUGCAUACAAUCCAAAGACCAUGAGGCCUCCACCACUUAGCCAUGAUACCAAGUGCAUGAAGAUUUUAUCCUGGAAUAUUAACGGGCUUCAUGAUGUUGUAACGACAAAGGGGUUUUCUGCACGUGACUUGGCUCAGAGAGAGAAUUUUGAUGUGUUAUGUCUUCAAGAGACACAUUUGGAGGAAAAGGAUGUUGAAAAGUUUAAGAAUCUGAUAGCAGACUAUGACAGCUAUUGGUCAUGCAGCGUCUCGAGGCUUGGCUAUUCAGGGACUGCAGUAAUUUCACGGGUUAAACCAAUUUCUGUCCAAUACGGGAUUGGCAUACGUGAACAUGAUCAUGAGGGCAGGGUUAUUACUCUGGAGUUUGAUGGUUUUUACUUGGUAAAUGCCUAUGUUCCAAAUUCUGGUCGUUUUCUACGUAGACUGAAUUACAGGGUCAAUAACUGGGAUCCGUGUUUCAGCAACUAUGUAAAAAUACUGGAAAAGUCGAAACCAGUGAUUGUUGCAGGAGACCUUAACUGUGCUCGUCAAAGCAUUGACAUUCACAAUCCUCCAGCAAAAACCAAGUCUGCAGGUUUCACAAUUGAAGAGAGAGAGUCAUUUGAGACAAACUUUUCUAGCAAAGGCCUUGUGGAUACUUUCAGAAAACAGCACCCUAAUGCUGUCGGCUAUACCUUCUGGGGUGAAAAUCAGCGCAUAACCAACAAAGGUUGGCGAUUAGAUUACUUUCUUGCGUCGGAAUCUAUUACCGACAAGGUUCAUGAUUCAUACAUUCUUCCUGAUGUAUCAUUCAGCGACCACAGUCCAAUUGGCCUGGUACUGAAGCUAUAGUAUCGGCGAGACUCUAAAAUUCGAGACCUUACUGAAGCCAACUGUACAUAAUCACUUGACAAAUGCUUAUAUAAAUCUUUGGCCAGCCUGAAAUGUUGCAAGAUGUGGUAGAGUUAGUCUCCAUAUCCAUUUGCCAGUCAAUAUUACGAUUUGUUCUGUCAGUCUGUCAGGUGUUCGUCCUGAGACCUUCUGUAUAUAACGCGAUGCAUUUGUUUGCUGUCUCUGGGCCAAACUUUCAUAGGCAUUUUAUCAUGAAAUAUGAUUCCACUAGUGUGGAUUCCGCUGUUUUGAUACUAAA